Molecule: messenger RNA, 2175 nt
Organism: Scleropages formosus (Asian bonytongue)
Lineage: Eukaryota; Metazoa; Chordata; Actinopteri; Osteoglossiformes; Osteoglossidae
Product: kiaa0895l
Exons: 7
Coding region: 243-1805 (520 amino acids)
Source: RefSeq, a predicted model, not a curated record
CGCUGAACACACGGCGCGCUACAUCAUUUGCGGCGCCGCGUCAGAUAUUCCAACUCGACCCGCUUUGUAACCGCUAUUUGGAUUCAGCCCACAGCCUUGAGGCGGGUGUGCGAGCGCGAGGUUACAGUAUCGACUACCGAUCACCGAGUCGGCAUGAAUGAACACUCAUUUUAAGCAGAUAGCGGAGCGGGAGCCCGUUCUAAAACCACUGGGCGGUGUGCUGAGGUGCAGUGCUGGAGGGGAUGGUGCUGGACCCAGGGGAAGGUUGUGUCGGAAGGGCAGAUGCAGAUGGUGGCGCUGAAGAUGACCUGGAUGCCCUGGAGACGAACCACAAGCCUGACAGACCCCCAGCCAGACCCAGAGCCAGCAGUGUUACCAAGGGGGAGGCCAAACCCUACAAUGGGCAGCCAGAUUGCAGAGCCAGAGGUCUUGCUGGACCCAGUGGGGAGGGACGGGUCUGUCGGCGGGCUUCCACAGGGACGGCAUACAGGCUCGAAUCACGGCGACCCGUCAGCAUGCAUGUGAAGCCACAGCAGCAGCGGGGAGCGGAGCUCGAAGAAAGGCGUUUGCAGCAACCCCCUUGGCGCAGUGGCCAGGCACCCUGCCCUCCUGCCCGGAGCCUGACCAGCCCUAGCUUCACCCCUGGAGGCUGGAUGCGCCGCAGUGAGAGUACCUUUGCCAUGAAUGGAGGCCUGGGUGCCACAUCGAGCAGGGGACGCAUGAGGCCUGCCACCUCCCUGCCCCACAUCGCCCGAGUGAGCGGAACCACCCAACUGGCUGUACCCUCGUCACCCAAGGCCUCCUGCCUAUUGGUGGCCUUGCGACCCAUUAACAUGGAGGAAGAACGAGAAGCGUUCUUUCGGGCAAACUUCCAAUACGAGCCACAGUUCCAGUACGCUUCACAACAGCCAAAUUCUGUGUUGGACAAAUACAAAGAAGGCUCUGGCCUCUUUCUCACCCAGGCAGUAGGGAUCAUGGAGUGUGUCCUGAGGAAGUUCGGUACAUAUGAGAACUUUGAGGAGGCAACAGGGGGUUGUGUGCUCCCAAAGAGCCGAGUCUGGGCAGCCGUGCGCAAAUACUUGCAGAAGGAGGGCUGUGCAGGAGAGGUGGUGGUGCGUCUUUCUGAGGAGCUGCUGUCACAAGCAGUGAUGAUGGUGGAAAGCUGUAGGCCAACUCUCACUAUCAAUCUGUCCGGAGCACGCCAGCACUGGCUGGAAGGCAUGCUUCGCCAUGAGAUUGGCACGCACUACCUGCGGGGUGUGAACAACAGCCUGCAGCCCUGGGCCAGUGCUGUGGGACGGAAGCAGUUUGGCCUGAAACCUGCCAACCCAACUGAAGAGGGGCUGGCCAGCCUGCACAGUGUGUUACUGCGACGACAGCCCUUCCUGUGGCGUGCAGCCCUGCUCUACUACACAGUUUACCAUGCUGCCCACAUGAACUUCAGCCAGCUGUUUGCCCACAUCGCACGCUUUGUCCAGGACCCCGAUGUGCGCUGGGAAUACUGCAUUCGAGCCAAGAGGGGUCAAACUGACACCUCCCAGCCAGGCUGUUUCAGUAAGGAUCAGGUCUAUCUGGAUGGCAUUCUGAGGAUCCUGCGACACCGGAGGAACAUUGACUUCAAGAUGCUCGCCUGUCUCGGCAAAGUGUCAUAUGAGGAUGUGGAGCGUCUCCGACGCCUAGCAGUUCUUCAGAAGACAAGAAUUCCCCAUUUCAUGCAGAACCAGGAACGGUACCUGCAACAGCUAGACCACAUUGUUGCAGUCAAUGAGCUUGAUGACACACAACUCCAAGAACUCAUCCCCUGAGGAUUCUGAAUGCAGGUGGACCACGCUGUCACCUGGAUAUCAUAUACCUCUGCGUUACACCUGAACAUCUUACAGAAACAUGGCAUAUGCUCAUUUGAAUAUCAUACAAAUGCCUGACAUCACAUAUGUACCUACUAGUAUGAUACACAACACUGAGUAUAAUGAACAUAUUCUGGACAUGUGAACAGAAUGUCUUUACACAUGUUCUGAUGGAGAAAUCCCAAUUACCUCAGACACGAUGUCAUACAUACCACCCCAGAGCUCACAACUUGGCUUAGUACCAUUAUAGCACUGUUGUAUUCAGAGUACCUGUAAUUCCUAUUUGGAAUUAUAUUUUAAAUUUUUAACUUUUUUUAACUCUGUGUAUUUA